CACACACACACACUACAGCACCUGAGGGUUCGAGACGUGGAGAAGAGCUUCAUGUCCUCUAGACACACCUUCGCACUCUACAGCACCGAGCAGAGGAACGUGUAUAAGGACUGGCGUCAUCUGGAGUUGUCCUGUGACACUCAAGAGGAGGUGGACAGCUGGAAGAGCUCACUGCUGCGCGCCGGAGUCUACCCAGAAUGCAACAGCAACGCCAGCGAGGAUGGCGAGGGCGCGUGCUCGGACCCCCAGCUGGAGCGACAGGUGGAGACGAUACGGAACCUGGUGGACUCGUACAUGACCAUCGUUACCAAGACGAUACGGGACAUGCUGCCCAAGACCAUCAUGCACCUGCUCAUCAACAAUGUGAAGGAGUAUAUCCGGUGUGAGCUGCUCCCUCAGCUGUAUGCUCUGGGUGGUGACCGGUGA
Engraulis encrasicolus (European anchovy) is the source of this 426-nucleotide messenger RNA. RefSeq names its product dynamin-3-like. Gene Ontology annotation, cellular component: cytoplasm; plasma membrane; microtubule. NCBI's taxonomy places the organism in Eukaryota, Metazoa, Chordata, Actinopteri, Clupeiformes, Engraulidae. Gene Ontology annotation, biological process: receptor internalization; synaptic vesicle endocytosis. Gene Ontology annotation, molecular function: microtubule binding; GTP binding; GTPase activity. The coding region runs from base 52 to 426 and encodes 124 amino acids. The record is from RefSeq and is a predicted model, not a curated record. The transcript has 5 exons.